AUGUUUGUGUGUGCUUGCGCAGGGCGCAGCUGGGAGGCGCUGGCGCAGUACGAGCGCGCGCUGGCCGAGUCGGCGACGCACCGGCCGGCGCUGCUGGGCGCCGCGCGAAUCCUGCGCGCCAAGGGACAGCGCGCGCGCAUGCACCAGCUCAUGCUGCGAUCACUCGCUAUGUCACGGGCUCACAGAGGAUCCAUGGUCUACACUGGAGAUCUGUAUAAUAUUAAAAGUUGGAGACUAGACCCCCGAUAUCAGCAGCCGUCGACGCGUGGGGCGCAAGAGGAGGAAGAUGAAGAAGAAGAAGAAGAGGAGGAGGAGGAGGAGGAAGAAGAAGACGAGCUCUCCCAGCGCUGUCAUCACGCAGCACGCGCCAGACUUUGCGCACAGCCUGGUUCCUGCCUCGGCCCGUCUGCCUUGUAUCUUGCUGGCUCCGGCUCCAUGGGAGGGACGCAACUCUCCUGACAGAGGCUCAGCGAAGGUGCACCUUCCUCUGGACACAGGCACUUCUUUGGCCAUUUUCC
Molecule: messenger RNA, 518 nt
Organism: Gryllus bimaculatus (two-spotted cricket)
Lineage: Eukaryota; Metazoa; Arthropoda; Insecta; Orthoptera; Gryllidae
Source: the annotation of a GenBank genome assembly